UUUCUCAGCUGAAAUAACAGCUCUGUAGUGGUAGAAGUGAAUUUUAAUGCGCUGGAGUCGUUUUAGGACAAAUCAAAUUAAAAUUUUAUUUGACCUAUCAAUUUUUUUCUUUUAUCUUCUUAAAAAUUGAAAACAUGGCUAAAAAUAAACAGAAGGGCAAAAAGCAGCAGAAUGUCUUUCAAGUGGCUAACAAGCAGUCCAAGCCCAAGUCCAAAACUAAGCCUGUGAAGACUUCAUUAAAACAUAUAAACACCCUGAAAAAGGAGAAAGUGGAGAACUUGAACCAGGUUUUCUCUGAGGUACAGAGGGACAUGAAAAGUAUUUCAAAAUCUACAGCCAAAGAAACCAAAGGAAAAACAACGAUCGCGAGGCAGAAGCCACAGGAGUCUGUGAAUGUGGAUGGAGCUGCUCAGCUGUUCGCUCAACUUUAGUCACACACAUCAUUUCAGGACAAAGUCGUGUCUCUCAACAAGAUACAUAACAUGAAGCCAGCUAUUUAAAAAUGAUGCCUGGCUCUAAGGAAUUCUCCAGCUGUAGGAAAAUGAUCUGAGGAUUCAGAGUCCCUGUAAUAACUGUGUUAACAAUGGAAAGACUGUAUAUUAAACAACAGCUGAUAUUCAAGCCUGAAUGGCAGGUCCAUAAAAGAAAUGUCUCUGAAUUAGCAUUUUAUGUCACGUUUUUAAAUGCUUUUUAAAAACGUUUAAAAAAUUUGUCACGUGACAUAAAUGUUUUAUGUCACGUUUUUAAAUGUUUAUUAUUGUCGAAAAAAAAUUAUUAUUAGUUUUUAUAAUUAUAGUCUUUUGAACGAUAUUUUCUAUGUUUAUAAACUUAAAAAUGUAAUAGUAGAUUUAAGGCACCUGUGAUGCUCAAGCUUUUAUUAAAUUAUGCAUUAAGGCCUUUAUGGCUGCUAAGGUGCACCAGGAAAGUCCUUAAUGGAUACAGGAUGAAACGUUCUGCAGUUUGUCCUUUUCAGACUGCUGCAGGUCCAUUGCCUAGUUUAAAACAUUUGUGUGAAAAAGGUGUCUCCUGAAUCAAAAGCCACCAGCCAGUCUGUUCUGGGCUAGUGUGUCUUGUCCCAGAGUGCCAUUUGACUCCAAUGAGGAGAACCAGUUUUACAAGGAGGUAAUUUAUCACUGAAAAAUUGCCCCGGAAACCUUUGCCUGCCUGAUUUUUUUUCCACAUAAAACUUUUCCCUCUGAUAGCCUCACAUUCCAUAUGCCCCUGUAUCCUCUGAUUCAGGCAUACCUCUUUAAGAUUUUAUAACUCCAGUGGGUUAGGUUCUGUGCUAUUUCAUGUAAAGAGAAUGCAUUAUUAUGAAUUAAGGCAAAUGAUCAGGAACUAGAUCUGGAUGAGAUCUGAACAAGAAAAUAAUUUGGAUAGACCUCUUUAUUCUGAAUGCGCUGUUCUGUUGGGAUAGUGCCUUCGUCCAUGAAGCAAUAAACAACUUUGGUCAAAGUGGCAACUUUUUUGGGGUCUGAAAUCAGUGAGGCUUUAACCACUGAAAAGUCAAUGAUGGGUGUGUAACUUGUUCAUCAGGUUCAGUGAUCAUGAAGCUCUGAUCAGGCCUGUGGAGCUUCAGAGAAUGCCUGAGUGUUGAUGUGGCCUGACAGCCGUGUGACUGGUUCUCUCUGUCCUGCUGUCUGUAUGAUUUCAAAGCCUGAAUUCUCCUUUCUAGAGCCUUUAUCCACAACCCCAAGGACAGCCUAGGCACAAACCUGCAUACUAAGUCAACUAUAUAUAUACUGUACCUUUAUUUGGGGUUUGUUUACUCUUAAAACAUGAUAACCUGCAAUAAAUCUGUUUACUAUUGGUUAGAAAAGGGCUAGACCCUGAAGUUUUUACUGAGUAUAAAACUUGCACAUGUAUUACUUUGUCCAAAGCAACUAUUCCGACACAAGUAACUGAAUAAAGACAUUUUGCCUCUUAAAAACAA
This is a messenger RNA of Clarias gariepinus (North African catfish), 1933 nucleotides long. It is a transcript of the gene rbis, whose product is annotated as ribosomal biogenesis factor. The record is from RefSeq and is a predicted model, not a curated record. NCBI's taxonomy places the organism in Eukaryota, Metazoa, Chordata, Actinopteri, Siluriformes, Clariidae. The transcript is spliced from 4 exons. Gene Ontology annotation, cellular component: nucleolus. Gene Ontology annotation, biological process: ribosome biogenesis. The coding region runs from base 135 to 431 and encodes 98 amino acids.